AUGCCAACCUUACCUGAAGACAAGGGACAAUCAAAAGAGACACAACACAACAGUUCUCCUCCAGCCAAAGACACUACUGUUGAAGGGACAACAUGCAGUACACCUUCUAUUGUUCUUCCAGAGAAUGCUGUUACGCCAGAUGUAGAAAUUGAUAAAAAUCUGGUUAACAGACCUCGUAGUCCUCAUAGGAGACAUUCUAACCGUGCCACUAGGAGUCCAGCAAGUUCAUUGACUUCUGUUGAUAACAGUGGUCAUGUGAUUGAUCUGGUAAAUGAUCAGCUACCAGAUGUCAAAAUAUCAGAGGAAGACAAAAAGAAAAACCUUGAAUUACUAGAAGAAGCAAAGAAGGUGAGCGAGAGGUUUCUAAUGCGCAGAGGCAGAAAGUCAAGAAGCAGCCUUCCAGAGUCACCUACAGCAGUUUCUCCUACACUUAGUCCUAAAGUUUCACCAGUAACAUCUCGGAGCAACUCUCUCACUCUUCCAGUUCCAUCAGGGUCUGAUUCAUGCACAACCACUAGCGUCGAGUCACUGUCUCCAGGGCAGAAUAACAGAACUGUGAAAGAGGAUGACAGGCAAACUGCAGAGAAUGCUGCAAAAGGAUUAAUUGAUCGAAAGCAGAAUGAUCAAAGAAAGAUUUCUCAGGGAAGAUUGGUUCCUCGUUCUGCUGGUUUUGAAAACUCCAAAGAGAAGCUCUCAGAACAAAAAGAAAACUUUGAUCCACAUAAACGUAUGGAUACUUUACCUAAAUGCUCCCCUUCAGGUACUGAUGGUGGCAGAAUGUCUCUGAACGCUUGCAUGAAUGUUUGUGAAAAUGAAUUUGGAAAAUCAUUCCUCAAGAAAGCAAAAGAAAAUGAUGUUCCUUUAAGAACCCAUUUACCAGGACCAGGAGUAGGAAAUAUAGAUUCAAAGCUAAAAUUUCCUAUUCCAGAAGUGAGGGACCAUAAAGUUUCAUGUAAACCAGAAUUUAAACUGUGCGGACUGCGUCCUCCUCUGCUACGGGCUGUAUCAUGGGAUAGCUUGGAUCCUGGACAGAAAGAUAAAACACCUUUAAAAUUACCAUCUGAGGAAGAGAAAAGCUUUGUUGGUAAUAAAUCUAGCAGUCAAUUAAAAGCAUUCAAAGAUCUUCAAAUCCAAGUUCAACCAGUUCGAAUGCAGAAAUUGACAAAGCUCAGAGAGGAGCAUAUUUUGAUGAGAAAUCAAAAUUUAGUUGGACUUAAGCUUCCUGAACUUAGUGAAGCAGCUGAACAGGAAAAAGGCCCUUCACCUCUCCCCUCCCCCACUGAAGAGGAAGAGACAAAGAAUAGCUCUGAUGUAAUGCCCAGCAUUUCUGAUGUAUUGCUGCGAAAACUACGAGUGCACAAAUCACUUCCAGGAAGCUCCCCUCCACUUACUGAAAAAGAAGUUGAGAAUGUAUUUGUACAACUUUCCUUGGCCUUUAGAAAUGAUAGUUAUACCUUGGAAUCUAGAAUUAACCAAGCAGAGAGAGAGAGAAAUCUUACUGAAGAGAAUGCUGAGAAGGAACUGGAAAACUUUAAAGCAGCCAUUACGUCUUCAGCUCACCUAUGGCAUCACUAUGAACACAGAGAAGCUUACCAGAAGCUAUUGGAGGAUAUUGCUGUUCUGCGGCGUUUAGCUGCUAGACUAUCUAGUCGUGCUGAGAUGGUUGGAGCUGUUCGCCAGGAGAAGCGUAUGUCAAAGGCGACAGAAGUAAUGAUGCAGUAUGUGGAAAAUCUGAAAAGAACAUAUGAAAAGGAUCAUGCUGAACUAAUGGAGUUCAAGAAACUUGCCAAUCAGAAUUCUAGCAGAAGCUAUGGUGCAUCUGAAGAUGGAGUACCUCGUUCAUCUAGAUCCAUGUCUCUUACUGUUGGAAAGAAUAUGCCUCGGAGGAGAGUCAGUGUUGCUGUUGUUCCUAAAUUUAACUCCUUAAAUAUUCCUGGUCAGUCACCAACAGCUUCACCUAUACCUUCAAUGCCAUCCCUGUCUGAAUCACCUAGUAAUGGAAGGAGCAAUCUAACAUCUACUCCUGUUCUGCCAGCACUUUUAGAAAAUGGUAAGACUAAUGGAGAGCCUGAUUCUGAAACCUCUACUUCUGUGCUGACACAGAGUGGGUUGGAAGAAAUCAGUCCUGAAACAAGAGCCAAGAUAGAAGAAGAAGCAUAUAACAAAGGCUAUCAGGAAGGCUUGAAGAAAACCAAAGAACUUCAGGAACUGAAGGAAGAAGAUGAAGAAACACCAAAAGAAAGUCAUGAUGAACAUGAAGAAAGUGAAAAUGAAGAUGAGAUAAAAAACCUGCAAAGCAGCAGACUUGAAGUCAUCAUUAAUUAUUUACAUAUACUGUACCCCAAACUGUGUAAACACUGGAAUGUGGUAUGGCUUGUGGUGGCUGCGAUAAUAAUUUUUGCUGUGGUGUUGGGAAUCUACCAUUCAUACAACACCUGUGAUGAAAAAUCAGAGGGACCUGAAGGGAAGGCCAGCUGUUCUGCUGCCCAUCAAUAUUCCUGGUGGAACUCAGGAUUUCAACAUGAGCAACGCACUGAAUAA
Antrostomus carolinensis (chuck-will's-widow) is the source of this 2541-nucleotide messenger RNA. It is a transcript of the gene IRAG1, whose product is annotated as inositol 1,4,5-triphosphate receptor associated 1. The coding region runs from base 1 to 2541 and encodes 846 amino acids. The transcript has 20 exons. Lineage: Eukaryota; Metazoa; Chordata; Aves; Caprimulgiformes; Caprimulgidae. The record is from RefSeq and is a predicted model, not a curated record.